GACACACACAGGGAAGGGGUCCUGCCACACGGGGAGGGCGCCGCCGCGGUCUCUGUGGACGCGAGUGACGUCACGGCGAGGACGAGCAACGAAAAUGGCGACGCGUUGGAGGCCCUGCUGAGUCCGCUAUUCAGGAGAAAAUGGACGGUGAACUACUUUCACUGAAGUGGAACAAUCACCGCACAACCUUCUACCAUGUCAUCAGCGGACUCCGCAACAAGGAAACCUACACAGAUGUGACUCUGGCAUGUGAGGGCAAAUUCUAUCCCGUCCACAAGUUGGUUCUGUCCACCUGUAGUGAAUACUUUAGUGAUAUUUUUGAUCGCACACCAUGCAAGAACCCAGUAGUUGUUCUCAAAGACAUAAACUGCCAAGACUUGGAGUUUUUACUAGAUUAUAUGUACAUUGGUGAAGUCAAUGUGAGACAAAAUGAACUGUCAUCUCUCAUAAAAGCAGCCGAGUGUUUGCGAAUCAAAGGCCUCGCAGUGCCUGAUGAGGAACCAAAGAAGACUAGCAGUGGAAGCAGCAGCAGCAAUAAUGCAGGCAGUCAAGGGAGGCAGCGGCCUGACCUUGGCAGCCCUCCAGCCAAGAGACGGCGAGCAGAAGAGCGGCGAGUGACUGAACAGAGCCCUGGCAGACCACCUGGGGAUGACAGCCCAGACCAGGAGGCUGGGGGGGCAGCAGGCAAGGCCAGUGGAAGUGAGGGAGGCAGGUCACGGGACCAGUUGGAUGACAAGCAGGCUGAUGUCAGUGUUGAGCAGCCGACAGUGCAAAUUAAAGUAGAGCAGCAUGACAACUAUGAACAGUCUGCCAACGAUGAGUUUCUAGUACAAAGCAAUAGUUAUGAUGGUGGUGGUGGGGGUGGGGAGGAAGGUGAUGGCCCUCACAGUUCUGAGGGCAAUACCAAUGACUUUCCAGAGUUCCUUCAGUCAACAGUGGAGAAAGAGGAACCUGUGGCUAUGAGUGACUUUAACCCUAGUGACUUUCCUGGACCUUCUGGCCUCCAAAAUAGUGGAAUGACUCCCUGGGAAAGUGAAAACAGUUCAGCGGGCUUUGCGGAAGGAUUGUCUGGGGCUGUGGCUGCAGCCGUGGCAGCUGCGUCACAACCACAGCAACAGCGUCAGCAGCAACAGUUGGUGGGUGAUGACGGAGUGGCAGGUGGCGGAGGGGAAGGUGACGAUAGUGACCCCUACACAUGCCCCGUUUGUGGCUGUGUAUGCCGAGGGCAGAACCAAUGGCUUUUACACUGUGCCACCCACUCUCCUGCAGCCAUAGCACGUUUUCGGUGUCCCUACUGUAACUAUGGGACAAAUGACCGAAGCAACUUCCGCAGGCAUUUGACUGUUCACACAGGAGUUAAAAACUUCAGGUGUCCACGAUGUGGCAGACGUUCAAAUGACCGCAGUAAUAUGAAAAAACAUGUGCUUAGAUGUGCCAUGGUAAUCCCUACAUACCAAGUUGGAUGAUUUAACAGACAUCUUUUGAAAGUGUAGUUUAUUCAUAAUGGAGACUGUCAUCACCCAACCUUUGCAGAAUCAACAUUCUCAUAUUGGAGAAUCCAUAGGCUACCAUCUGCACAUUAUUAGUGGACAACAAGGGAGCUUAAGGGAUACUCUCAUGACUGACUCAUACACUGCAGUGCUGUAUGCUUUUGAAGAUUAAUGUUUUUAGUGUUUACCAGGAAUGGAUUUUAGAGCAUUUUGGGGUUCACUUUUGAGUAGGUGGACUGGGAGGAGGAACACCUGAUGAUCCAUAAAUUUUGUGUCAGGGAUGUCUGCCCCCUAUGUCCUAUGGAUGUUGGGAAUGACUGUACUUAUAUUUUCUUACCUUCUCUUAGAAUAUUUGGUUGAGGUAUAUUCAUUCCUACCGGAUGUCACCACCAACUACGUCCAUGUUCCCAAGGAGCUUGAGCUAUUCUUUUAAUUAUCAUAAAUUACCUGUGUUUCUCUGGGACUUGUAACAAAUUACACCAGUACAAUAUGUGAUACUACUGUUAAUUAAAUUGUAGUUGAUUCUCAUUUUAUUUAUUGGUAAACAAGAGAAAAUAAAUGACCAUUGUAAGUUUUCAUCAAAAACCUUUCUUGUAUGAAAACUCUGCAAACAAGCAGAAUUGGACUACUUAGAAAAUUCAUUUUUUUUUUAUAUUACGUUAUUUGCCAAGUACCCUCUUUGGAUGUACCAGUCUCACCUUCGACAAAAUUUAUCAAAAACAUUGGAGCGUAAAGCACCUCGACAGAAACAGUGGCAUUCAUUGUUUUAUAUCCAUUGGGGAACACUGGCUUCCACUUCCAUAGUGUUACACUCCACCCUGAACUCCUGGCCUUAAACAUCAUCACAGUUGACCUGCCCACCGUCCUGGUAGCGGCAGGCGUCCAUCCAAGGUCUUGGUCCACCCCACAACAAGUAGCAGUCAGUUGAGGGCGGAGUGUAACAUGCUGGAAGUGGAAGUCAGUGACCUUGCGCCUCAUGGAGACCCAAACACCUGAUGGUCCUAGUGUUAGGGCAGUUUUGUCGAGUUGUUAACGCCCAAAAAUGUUUCUUGAUAAAUUUCGUCGAAGGCAAGACUGAUACACUCUUAGCAGAUACUCAGCAAAUACUGUAAUAUAAAUAGAUUUGUUUAAAAAGUCCAAUUCUGCUUGGUUUUGCAGGGCUUUCACCUGAGAAAGAUUUUUGAUGAGGAGAAGCUUCCAACAGUCAUUUAUUGUUUUGUUUACCAAUAAAUAAAACAAUGAGAAUGAUCAACAACAUUAUUAUUAACAAUAGUAUCACUUAUUGUAUUGAACUGUAAUUGUUACAAGUCUCAAAGAAACAGGUAUUUUACAAUAAUUGAAAGAAUAGUUCGUUUCAAGGGCACAAGGAUGUAAUUUGGUUGUGACACCCACUGGCUGGCAACUCUGAAUAACCCCAUUAGUUACCACUUGUUCUAAAAAAUAAGGAAAGUUUUAUAUCUGGAAAACACUUUAUAUUGAAAGGAAACUACUCUGUUAUCAUCAUAUGGAGAUAAUGUUUGUUUAGGAGCAUGUACUGAUUGGUAGUUGAAAAAUUAUAAUUAUGUAUCUGACACUGUCAGAUGCAUAAUGACACUUUUGGAACUAUUAGCUUUAAUAGGUGAAAUUGAAUCACCAUCAUGUGUUCCACGUGGAGAAGGUGUAUACAGGAAGACUUGGCAUUGAUGGAAUGGGAUGGGCAUUGGGCAGAAGACAGUAGAAUGGAGGAGAGCCAGAAAGCGUCUAACGGUUAGACUCUAGCUGCUCAGGAAGAGUGAAAACGGACGUUAAACAAAAUAAUGAUGAUGAUCAUGUGUUCCAGUCUAUUAUUAUGUAUUGCAAAAGCUUGACAAGAUAAAGCAUAGUCAGGCAGUUCACUGUUGAUCACAGGCUGAAGUUAUUUUGAAGUAUUGCUGGAAAUAUGCCUCAAUGAACACCACUGAGGGCCGGAUGAUCAAACCCAUGCCUUCUUAGUAGAAAUCAGGGCAGCAUACCAGCUACACUUCCGAUGAGCUGGAAAUAUGGUUAAUUCAUUCAAAGGAUUUAGCAAGGGUUAUCAGCAUCAGCAAGAAAAAAAUUUAUUAUAUUGCCUGUCAAGAAACCAGUGAAUAUAAGUGUGUGAGUCUCGGAACUGUAAGAUCAUCCUGCCUAGUUUCAUUCAUUGCUUGAUGCAGUGUUCUAGCCAUAAACCAAUAAAAUCUUUAUUUGAGCUCUUUUUUUUCCAACUUUACAUAAUACAUUCUCUCUCUCUCUCUCUCUCUCUCUCUCUCUCUCUCUCUCUCUCUCUCUCUCUCUCUCUCUCUCUCUCUCUC
This is a messenger RNA of Eriocheir sinensis (Chinese mitten crab), 3799 nucleotides long. RefSeq names its product longitudinals lacking protein, isoforms A/B/D/L-like. NCBI's taxonomy places the organism in Eukaryota, Metazoa, Arthropoda, Malacostraca, Decapoda, Varunidae. Gene Ontology annotation, cellular component: nucleus. Gene Ontology annotation, biological process: regulation of transcription by RNA polymerase II. The record is from RefSeq and is a predicted model, not a curated record. Gene Ontology annotation, molecular function: protein binding. The transcript has 5 exons. The coding region runs from base 141 to 1466 and encodes 441 amino acids.